Suillus subalutaceus is the source of this 615-nucleotide messenger RNA. RefSeq lists its product as uncharacterized. The record is from RefSeq and is a predicted model, not a curated record. The transcript has a single exon. NCBI's taxonomy places the organism in Eukaryota, Fungi, Basidiomycota, Agaricomycetes, Boletales, Suillaceae. The annotation marks the transcript as partial.
AGCUUUCGAUUUAGCGACCUUCCUCUUGAGAUUGCCCUCCUCGUCCUUAAAUAUGCGGCGGUACCGACAUUUUCCCAAAAAGAGGAAUAUGCAGAAAAAAAUCCCUAUGAAACUGCCCUGUCUCUAUGUCUUGUCUCUCGACUUGUGAGACGCACGAUCCUCCCCGAUUUCCUGCAUACCAUUUCGCUCCGCCGAUGUGACAGCAUGAGAAUGUUCGCAAUCUCUGUGCUUAUGCAGAAAGUGUACGCUGAGGAAGAAAGCCAUCUUUUUUUCGACUAUACCUCCGCUGUAAAGAGGAUGUGGAUUAGUCACAAUGACUUUACAGAACAACGCUUCCAGGAUUCUGAGACCAAGCUGUACAUGAACUUGCUAGUUCCGGUGUUGCUCGCUGUACCGGAACUUGCAAUUGACUGGUACAAUUUAAAGCUUGUUGUUCAGCUCGUGGAAGAUGCGAGGACCUCCUGCGCAGGUCUCGAUGCCGACCACAGACAUUCUCUAUUUCCCGGGAAAACCCAAAGUCUGACGAUAAUGGGUCACUCCACCGACUGGGAGAUCUUCAAGCACGUUCGAAAAGGAUCUAUAUUCCUCGCGUCAAUCCCCCAUCUCACCUACCUG